Cyphellophora attinorum is the source of this 1725-nucleotide messenger RNA. RefSeq names its product Siderophore iron transporter mirB. The record is from RefSeq and is a predicted model, not a curated record. The transcript is spliced from 4 exons. Lineage: Eukaryota; Fungi; Ascomycota; Eurotiomycetes; Chaetothyriales; Cyphellophoraceae. Gene Ontology annotation, biological process: transmembrane transport. The coding region runs from base 1 to 1725 and encodes 574 amino acids. Gene Ontology annotation, molecular function: transmembrane transporter activity.
AUGGGCUUCUUCAACGGACUGAGACCUGACACUGUCAAGGGUCAGCCUGAGCUGGCCCGACAGUCUGUCGACGAGAAGACUGAUGCGCCAAUUGUUCUCCCUGCUGAUCAAUCUAAACACAUCAAGUCAGUCGCAACCGAAGACAUUGACAAUGACGAGCUCGUCCACACGGACAUGCAGACUGGGGUACAGAAGAUCGAAGGUAUGGCACAGGUCUGGCCUCGAUGGGCGCUCUACUUCACUUAUGCCUGGGUCUGGAUUAUAUAUUUCAUCGACGCUCUGGAAGGUCCGACAGGCUGGACUCUAGCGCCAUACGUCACAAGCAAGUUCUCUCUACACGGCCUUACUGCAAUCACUGGAGUCGUUGCUCAACUUGUCGGCGGCCUCGCCAGACUGCCUCUAGCUAAGCUCAUUGAUGUUUGGGGCCGUCCUGAAGGCCUUGCUAUCUGUGUCGUCCUAAUGACAGUGGGCUCAAUUAUGAUGGCAGCCACCGACAGCGUACAGAUGUAUGCUGCUGCGGAGGUCUUCAGCCAGACCGCUCAAGAACAGAGGCUUAUCUUCGCUUAUAUCGCCUCGCCGUACCUCAUCACCACGUUCACUUCUGGCUACUUCGCCAACGCCAUGCUCGAGGGUCCGGGAUGGCGAUGGGCGUUCGGCGUCUUCUCCAUCCUGCAUCCGGUCCUCAAUGCACCUUUGAUUGUCAUCCUGCUGUUCUACCAGCACAAAGCCUUCAAGCAAGGAAUCGUGCCUAUCCGCGACACCGGCCGUACCAAACUCCAGGCCAUCAAGUUUUACGCCAGGGAGUGCGACGCAUUCGGCUUGUUUCUUAUCAUCUCUCUUCCCCUAUCAGGCGCCACCCUGGACGAGCAAUGGUCGUCGCCACUCGUUCUAUCCAUGUUGAUCAUCGGCUUUGUUCUCAUCGUUGCCUUUGUCAUCUGGGAGUGGAAAUUCGCACCAGUCACGUUCAUUCCAUUCCACUUACUGAGAGACCGCACUAUUCUCGGAUGCUCCAUAAUUGCGGCCAUCUUAUUCGUGGAAUUCUAUAUCUGGAACACAUAUUUUUCGUCUUUCCUGCAGGUUGUGCCUGGGCUCGACGUAGUCCAGACUGGAUACAUUCUCAAUAUCUACAGCAUGGGCUCAUGUUUCUGGAGUUUCAUCGCUGGCCUUGUUCUUCGAUACACAGGCGACUUCAAAUGGCAGGCUCUGUUCUUCGGCAUGCCACUUACGUUCCUGGGUGUGGUUCUCAUGAUUGUAUUCCGCCAGCCCGACGUCAACAUCGGCUACAUCGUCAUGUGCCAGCUCUUCAUCGCCUUCGGCGGUGGAACGCUUGUCAUUGCUCAGCAGGUCGGAGCCAUGGCCGCGACGACUCACCAGUAUAUUGCCGUCGUUCUGGCUAUCCUCUCCGUUUUCAACGCCAUCGGUGGCGCUAUUGGUGCGUCUAUCGCCGGUGCCGUGUGGGGCGGAACGUUCACCCAAGACCUUGCCCGCUUCCUGCCGCCCGAGACCAAAGCGAACUCCACGAUCAUUGCUGGCGAUAUUACAGUGCAGCUCAGCUAUGCGCUAGGCGACCCAACCAGAAUCGGCAUCCAGAACGCAUACGGGAAUUCGCAGCGGAUCAUGCUUAUCGCUGCGACGGCAAUCACCGCGCUGGGAUUUCCGGCUGUGGCUAUGUGGCGUGCCAUCGAUACCCGCAAGCGCAAGCAAGUCAAGGGCAGAGUGCUCUGA